AUGGAUAACUUCUUGCCCUUUUCCUCUUCUAACGCAAACUCUGUCCAAGAACUCUCCAUGGAUCUUAACAACAAUCGCUCGCACUUCUCAACAACGGCGCAGCCUCCCCACUUGUUGCCGCCUUACUCGUACGUUGCAUGCCCGGUACUUGAUCAGACGGGGGGCAUGAAUCAUCAGCCUCUUCACUCAUCGGAUGCUUAUCCUCAGAUUCCGGUUGUGCAAACCGGAAGUGAAUUCGGCUCUUUGGUUUGUAAGCCUGGUGUGAGACAAGAAAGAGGUGGAUUUCUUGAUCCACACUCGACUAAGAUGGCUAGGAUCAACAGGAAGAAGGCGAUGAUAAGAUCAAGAAACAACUCUAGCCCUAAUUCUAGUUCAAAUGAGUUGGUUGAUUCAAGGAGACAAGUGGCUCUUACCAUGAAAAAUAAUGCCGAGAUUGCCGCUCGAAAAGAUCUCUAUCGAUUCUCCUCAUUCGAUAACAAGAAACUUAGGGUUUUGUUGGUGAAGCACUUGAAGAACAGCGAUGUUGGGUCCCUUGGGAGGAUCGUUCUACCAAAGAGAGAAGCAGAAGGAAAUCUUCCAGAGCUAUCUGAUAAAGAAGGAAUGGUAUUAGAGAUGAGAAAUGUUGACUCUGUGCAGUCUUGGUCUUUCAAGUACAAGUACUGGUCCAAUAACAAGAGCAGAAUGUAUGUCCUCGAAAACACAGGAGAAUUUGUGAAGAAAAAUGGAGUGUUGAUGGGAGAUUAUCUAACAAUCUACGAAGACGAAAGCAAGAAUCUCUACUUCUCCAUCAGAAAGCACCCACACAAACAAAAUAAUGGAAGAGAGGUUGAGUCGAUGGAAGUCAAUGACAAGAACUUCUAUCAAGAUAUGAUGUUUGAUUACAUACCAAAUGAUGAAGACGAAUCCAUUGCAAUGCUCAUCGGAAAUCUAAGCGAGCACUAUCCCAACCCAAGCGAUCUUAUGGAUCUCACUGUCGAUCUGGAUCAGCAUCAGCAAGCCACCUCAUCGUCGCCACCUGCUGAUCACAUGAGCUCGAACGAUUUCAUAUGGUGA
Messenger RNA from Eruca vesicaria subsp. sativa (arugula), 1053 nucleotides. Lineage: Eukaryota; Viridiplantae; Streptophyta; Magnoliopsida; Brassicales; Brassicaceae. The record is from the annotation of a GenBank genome assembly.